CAACGAUUCUUCAACUUUUAUUGAGUAUCGACAUUCUUGAGAUUCCUCGCUGCUUUCAACGGCAUCAAAUGCGAUCUACACUCUGAUUCGAGCGCGUUUAGGAGCGCCUUUCCUUUACUCCCUUUUCUUCCGACUCAGCACGCGGGUGCAUUGUACUGCUUCUUGCUUUGGCUUCUCACUUAAAACAGCGUAAUGGAUAGCAAUGGUGAUGGCCAAACCUAUACUUUCGCGAAUGGUGGCGCUGCCUCAUGGAAUCCCGCCUUCAGACCCAACUCUAACAGGUCUCCUUUACCGGGCAUGAAUGGCGAAAUCCUGGGAAUCAAAAGUCAAACUGCGCCAACGAGCUCAAACACCAUCGGGACUGCGGAGGAAUAUACAAGAUCGAAGGAGGAUGUGCAUUAUCCCCAGCCUGUGGUCGAGCAGCACGCCAUUGCCGAGACUGCCGAUGUCGAUUUCUUCGAUCGCAACGAUUCGACCGCCGAGACAACUUCGACCAUUCCUUCAAUAACCCAGGAAAGCACUACUAAGGAUGAGGAUGCAUCUGAUUUGAAUAUCGAGGGCGACGGCGACGGCGAUCGCGGUGUGUCUGCAAAUCACACGUUGUCCGAAGACCGAGGCGCGCCGGCUGUCUCUUCGGAUACACCUGCGGAGCCGUGGCCAGAAAGCGUCGGGCAAGAACCUUUGGAGGAUAUUGCAUCUCGUUAUACGGAAGACAGCGAUGUGCCCCAACCCAAACCGACGGCGCCGUACGAACCCCAAGGUCAAUCAACAUUUCUAGCAGACGCGGUUGCUGAAGACCCCCAAAUGCCUCUUGUUGCGGCAGACGCGGAAGAAUCAACAAUCGAUUGGGGGAAUGCAACGGAUAACUUCCUUGGAGACGAACCGGCAGGUUUAUCCUCAGGUGUGGAUGCCGCGGAAGACCCCCAAAUGCCUCUUGUUGCGGCAGACGUGGAAGAAUCAACCAUCGAUUGGGGGAAUACGACAGAUGACUUCCUUGGAGACGAACCGGCAGGACUAUCCUCAGGCGUGGAUGCCGCCGUGGUGGAUCAUGCGAUCUCGUCCGACGAUGCUCAUGCUGGCAUUCACAGCUCAGAGCUUGAACCACAGAUCAAUACUUCUUCAGCAGUUGGAGAGCAACUUCCCCUUGAGCAGAAUAUGGCAUCCGAUAGUCAUGAACAGACGACAGAUUUCUUUGGGACCUUAGCGGACGAAAAGCUUGAGGGGAAGACGCAGCCUGAAGACGACUUUUUCGGGCAGGACCAGACUAAAUCCACAGGCGCCGAUGACUUCUUCUCCUCCGAUAUUACUCAAGAUUCCGGUGCGGACUUCUUUGCUCAGCCGAAGAUGGAUACAGGCAUACUUAAGGAAACCUCCGAACCUCAACCCCAGAAACCGGAGGACGAAACAAAGGCGCUUUGGGAUGAGACCCUUGGCAAUGAUGAUUUCCUCGAAGAGAACGGCGAAUCCGGGUUCUUCCUCGAUGAGGAUGAUGAGGGAUUCUUAGAAGACGUCACAGAAGGGUCUGCUCUCCCAGCAGAUGCUACUCAGCCAAUUACUUCCCAGCCAGCUACUCCAUUUACAGAUGGAUUAGGCAUAACUGGGAAUCGGUAUGCUCCGCAGGAUGCCCAGCAACAGCCGCCCCAGCAACCCCAAGCCCCGAACAACCUCUACACACCUCAAGCUCCCAAUUUUACCGACCUGUCCUCGAAAGCCCCGGCAUCCCAGCCGUCAAUCGCCCAAUCGCAGACUGCACCUCAACCCUCAUAUGGAGCGGUCUAUGGGCAGACUUAUCAACCGCCUCCCGCCCUUCCCAGCCAACCGGCCGCAGCCGUAAGCUUUGUUGACAAGUCAAGGGGAGGCUAUGCAUCGCCGUUCGACUUGCCCGAGGACAUACCAGUACGUCGACGGAGACCGAUGGCUUCCCCUGCGCCACCAGCCGGUGUCCACCCAACGGCCCCCCCUCCCCGAACUAGCAGUAUAGGGACAAGUUCAAUGCCAGCACCGCCAGCGAUGGACCAACCAUCCAAUCUCCCUCCUCCCGGUUUCCCGACCCCCCCGUCGUCCAGCUCAGCCCAGUUCCCACCUCGAACUUCCACCACUCAAGAUCGACCCGCAUCCUCGGCGUCGGCCGGCAAGACGAGCUUCUUCGAGGAUUUGCCGGUGGUCUCGCGUCCACGCUACAGCCCUCGUCCGCCCCAGAGCUCGAGUCCCUAUCAAAUGCAGCCUGGAAAUGCGGCGCAAGGCUCUUUACCGACAGCUCCUCCACAGAAUAUGCCGCCCACGGCUCCUCCACAGAAUAUGGUGCAGCCCAUGGCUCCCCCCCCCCCUCCGAGUUCUACAAUGGAUUUUACAGCUCAACUUCAGCGGCCGGAAAUGGCUUCACCAUACGCCGACCUUGAUUCAAGCCAACCACGGGCCCCUCCCCAUGUCCCUCAAACAACGCGAUACUCGCCCACAAGCACGGCUCCGGCGCCAAAGCGGUACUCCCCUACGCCGCCUGUUCCCGCUCUACAACCAGGCGGACUUGCUCCAGCUUCGGCACCCCCAGUUCCCCAAACAGCGCAAAAUCGCUAUGUGUCCGCGCCUCGAUCGGUCACUCAGUUUGCCCCCCGCACCUCAAGUCCACUCGCUCACCAUAGCGCCGCACCCGAAGUCCAAACACAGCACACGCAGGAACCGCUCCGGCCACUCCCGGCGAAUCACACGGCCAGUUUUCCUGUCAGGUCCGAUGCACCAGUCACCCAAGCCCCCCCCUUCGCCCCACCGCGCAGGUCCUUGACCCAGUCUCCUGGAUCUACCAUGAAAGGACCGAAACCCGCGCCUGUUACUACUGAGAGGCCUGCUUCGGCACUCGAGCCACUGUCGCCGACUUUUGCGGAGAAGCCACCGUCCAUGCAUCUAGGUCGCAGACGAGGGUUCACGUUGCAUGAGGAUUUCAUUGAACCGCAAGACGACAGGGUAGCUGAUCCGCUGCAACGCUGGAAGGGUUAUCCUGUAUUUGCAUGGGGGAUGGGAGGGACCUGUGUCUCCUCGUUCCCUGUCCAGAUCCCACGGUAUGGUGCUGGUCAUGCCACUCCCAUGAUUAAAUGCGCGCUUGGAGAGGUCAAAACGAAGCAUGUGGAGGAUGUCCUGCCGCUACCCGAUCGCUUAGCCAAAUUUCCUGGGCCGCUCAAGAAAAAUAAAAAGAAAGAAGUGCUGGCGUGGCUCAAGGCUGGUACCGAUGCGAUGGACAAUGAGAUGCGGUCGAUGGGCGUCGAAAUGCAAUUGGGCGCCGACGGUAUCACGAAGAUGAACGAGAAGAUCCUCUUAUGGCGGCUCCUUGGCUUACUCGUCGAGCACGACGGUGUCCUCGAAGGGACCCCAGCCGUCGAACAAGCGACACGAAAACUGUUCACCACAGAAAACGUCAGCACCGCAGAUGUGGCCACGCCUUACGGCAUGAGGCCCGAGUCAUCCGAGGCGCCUCGUUCAGGACCCGUGUUGGCCGAGUCGGCCGACUCCAAGGCGUUGUCAACGCUCCGGAAAUUCCUAGCGACGGGCGAACGGGACAAGGCGGUCUGGUACGCCGUGGACCAACGUCUCUGGGGCCAUGCGAUGAUCAUCUCCUCGGCUCUGAGCCGCGAUCUGUGGAAGCAGGUCGUACAGGAGUUCGUGCGAAAAGAGGUGCAGAAGGCGGGUCCCGGUAAUGAAGCCCUUGGCGCCCUCUACGAAACGUUCGCGGGCAACUGGGAUGAAAGCGUGGAUGAGCUCGUGCCGAUGUCUGCUCGAGCGGGAUUCCAGAUGGUCUCUAAAUCGGAGUCAACUGGCGCCACCCGUAAUCGCUUGGCCGGGCUAGACAAGUGGCAAGAAACCCUCCUCCUGAUCCUCAACAACCGUACUCAAGGCGACCCUCAAGCCCUCCUGGGACUGGGUAAGCUGUUGAUUGGGUAUGGUCGAGUAGAAGCUGCCCAUAUUUGUUUCCUGUUCGCCAAAUCUCUGACAUAUAUUGGCGGCUCGGACGAUCCGCGAGCACAACUUACUCUCGUCGGCUCAGACGCACACGUGCAUGAAGCUAGCUUUGGGCACGAUUUGGAGUCGAUUAUGCUGACAGAAGUAUACGAGUUCUCAUUGUCGUUGACGCCUCAAGCUCAAACCUUACCUCAUUUGCAAGCGUACAAGCUGCACCACGCGCUGGUGCUUGCAGAGAGUGGGCAUCGAAAUGAGGCACAGCAGUAUUGCGACGCAAUCACGGCGAUAAUAUCGUCGAAGACGAAGCCAUCGCCAUACUAUCACCAUACCCUAAUAUCCGUCCUCGAUGACUUGUCGAAGCGGCUCUCCGAAGCUCCCAAAGAAGCGUCUUCGUCAUGGAUCUCGCGGCCGAAUAUGGACAAAGUCUCCGGAUCGCUCUGGGAGAAGGUUGCCAACUUUGUCGCGGGCGAUGAAAAUGACGGCGCCUCCACUGGGUCCGGAGGGAAGAAUGAAGUGGGUCCGUUCGCACGAAUUGCGGGUGAUACUCCGGCGGUCAGUCGAAGUGCUUCACACACCGACCUUUACGGUGCCGCAUAUGGGAACAAUGGAGCUCCGCUGCAGCCUUCGACGAGCUUUAAUGCCAAAUAUGCUCCUGGAAAUGCCACGGCUCGCUCUUCCAUGGAGAGUGCGAAAGGGCAGUAUCGACCACAUAGCGCUGCACCAUUCCAGGCCGCUCGAACCUCAGCCGAGUCGCCGCCAGGCCCCUAUAUGCCGAGAGCUGGCUCGGAAUCUCCAACUAUGCACCAUCAUCUCCCCGGCCAGUCGCAGCAGACAUCGUCUUAUGCGCCCGUCUCCGCACCUUCUCAAACCAACGGCACAAGCUACCGACCACAGUCAUCCGGCUACCGACCACAGUCCUCAGGCUACACGCCUCAAACCUAUGCACCCUCGCCUCCGGUGGAAACGAGUGUGGCAGAGGAUCUGAGCGUUCAGCCUCCGACACUUCAGCAAGCACGGUCAUUCGAAUCGCACGCAUAUGUUCCGUCCGUGGUCCUAGAGGAACCCACUACCGCGGCAUCGUUCGAGGGUCCGCCCUCUCGAGUGGAACUAUCCGGACCCCCAACUCUGGACCUCCAGGAGGAUGUCGAGGGACCUGCGGAGACGUUUGGCGGCGGUUACGAACCCCCGAGUUACGAACCUCCCACCAGCUCGUACGAGCCGCCCACCUAUCAACCAUACGAGCCCGAACCUGAGACGCAGAAAGAGGAAGUAGAGGAGAAGGCCAAACCCAAAAAGAAAGGAGUCAUGUAUGCUGAUGAGGAAGAUGACGAUGACCUUGCUCGCCGGGCAGCGGAGCUCAAAAACCAGCAGCGUUCUCAAGCCGACGACCAGGCAGAUGAAGCAUUCCGAAAAGCUGCCGAAGCUGACGCCAAGAAAGCCGCUGGAAAACAAAAAUCGGGCUGGUCCCUCUGGCCGUUCAAAAAGGACCCCAACCGCGCCGACCUCGGCGAAAAGCUCUCCCUCGUCUGGGACCCCGAGCUCAAGCGUUACGUGGAUAAGUCCAACCCGUCCGCCACUCCCGCCCCAGCCACAUCUUCCACACCGCCUCCACCUCGAGGUUUAGCUCCCCCUUCCCGAGCAGCCAGCGGCUCCAGUCUAGCUCCUCCCCCAAGCGGGACGCCGCCCCCAGGUGGCGCGCCGGGGAUGGCGCGCAGCGUCAGUUCCGGAGCUCCACCGACGAGCCAUCCGAGUACAUUGCCCGGUCCGCCGGUGAGCGCAUCCGGCCCGCCGUCGCGCACAGGAACCCCGGCAGGAGGUCCUCCCGGCGGGAAGUUGCUGGGCGGUCCUCCCAGCCGGCCGCCGACGAGAUUGAGCGAAGCGAGCUCGAUCGAUGACCUGCUUGGGGCGGCGGGGGCAAGAAAAGGGGGAACGGUGAGGGGGAAGAAGAGGGGGGGCCGAUAUGUGGAUGUGAUGGGCGCCAAUACUAAGUAA
Molecule: messenger RNA, 5940 nt
Organism: Eremomyces bilateralis CBS 781.70
Lineage: Eukaryota; Fungi; Ascomycota; Dothideomycetes; Eremomycetales; Eremomycetaceae
Exons: 3
Coding region: 193-5940 (1915 amino acids)
Biological process (GO): COPII vesicle coat assembly; Golgi organization; autophagy
Cellular component (GO): endoplasmic reticulum exit site; ER to Golgi transport vesicle membrane
Source: RefSeq, a predicted model, not a curated record